UGACAGUUAAGGAAGCUCGCGCUCUCUACAGAGGGCUACAGUCUGCGGAGCAAGAGCAUUGCCGGUGUGUGUCCUAUGUUUGUGUCUGAGAAACCGUGUGUGUGUGUGUGUGGACUCACUUUUUAUCCAAACUAAUGUAAAGGAUCUCCUCGGAUGAAGCGUCAGAGGAGUCGCUGUGUUUCAAGAUCAGAACACCUUAGAUCUGGCCCUUUCCACCAUCACCAUGGAAACAGAGGCUAGUCACAUGCUGGAGGCAGCCCUGGAGCAGAUGGAUGACAUCAUCGCAGGUUCCAGAGCAGCAGCAGUGGAGUUUUCUAACAGCAUGUAUGAGCAGGAUUUACCCGUCAGUGGCACUCCUCUGCAGCUCCUUCAGUUAGCUGAGGAGCUCAAACUUGCCUUGGAGCUCCAACAAAACCAGGACGAGAGAGACAGCCUCAGAGCACAGCUACCUGCAGAAACAGCACAGCUUCUCAUAGACUGGCUGCAGAGUGGAACUGCAAAGAGGUGUUCUUCAGCCAACCAUGAAACCUACCAAGAACGACUGCUCCGCCUAGAAGGAGACAAGGAGUGUUUGGUGCUACAGGCCACUAUGACUUCAAAGCUGGGGCUGUUCCUGCAGGCUCGAGAGACACCAAGGACCCAAAGGAUCACUGACCAAUCACAACAAACUGAGCUUUUUUGCAAUGAGGGUUUAAAAAGACAGGUAAGCGUUCUGACAGACCAGGUGGAGGCCCAAGGAGAGAAGAUCAGAGACCUCGAAGGUUCUCUGGAGGAACACAGACAAAAGUUGGCCUCUACAGAGGUGAUUUUGCAACAGGAGCUCAUGAGCAGGACCUCUCUGGAGACUCAGAAGCUGGAUCUGAUGGACGAGGUGUCCUUCCUCAAACUAAAGCUGGUCAGCAUAGAGGAGACACACACCAACACACAGCAACCAGACCCCACCGACACAGAGCAGAACAAAGCUGAGUGUGUGGUAAAUUUCAUCAGUGAUCUUCAAGAGCAGAUGUGCAGAUUUCAGGAGGAGAUCAGCACUCGUAUUCAGGAGAAACGAGCUAUGGAGGAGAGGGAGGCCCAGCAGGGGGAGCCCAGAGGCCGCCAACCCCAUGGCCACAGCCUAGGGGAAGGGUCAGUCAGCUCAGACGUUAGCCUGUCUGACCCCGACCCCCUGAGGCACGAUGGAGGACAGAUUGUACACGAUUUGCUACAAGAGGUAAAGGAGCUGAAGAGAAAAGUGGAAGAUUUGGAGGGCGAGAAGGGCCAGUAUGAGAAAGAACUCUGGGCCACAAAGGCCGACAUAUCAGAGCUGCAGCAACUCCUGGCCUCCAAAGACGUUGAGAUUGAAUGUCUGCAGACACAACUGAUGACAAGAGGCGGCACAGUUGACGAAAACACAGAGAGAGACCAAGAAUACCAGAAGCUGAAAGUCGGGAUGGAGUCUUUGUUAGCUUCAAAUGAUGAAAAGGAACGGCGUAUAAAGGAGCUGACCAUUAUGCUUGGCCAAUACAGAAGGAUGAGGGAAGUCAUGGCACUCACACAGGGGAGUAGUGAUGAGGAUCUGUGUGGCAGUUUAGGAGUCAGAACCUUCACACAUAAAGCACACUCUGAUAUUGUCAGGUCAGAGAUGUCAUCACUGUCAUCUUCUCCAUUUGUUCUAUCUUCUUCCCCCUACCGGAGAGGAUUUGACUCGAGUAUCCAUGACUCUCUGGACACAUCACUGGUGUCCACUGGGGAAACAAGCUUUUUUAAUGGGUCAUGGCAUCAACGCAGGUUACUUUCCAGCAGUCUUGAAGAAUUGCAGAGUGGAUCAUUACAAAAGAAUCCUCACAUGGAGCUGAGCAAGUACCAGACUCUGCCGGGGAAACUCAUGAUUAAAAAGAGAGAGCAGAGAGACAAGAAGAAUGGCGACAGAGAGGGAGAAAAAGAGUAUUUGUCUCCCAUCCUCUGCCACCAGCAGGAGGACUACGUUUUCAAGCACCCUGAAAAGCUUGAGGAGUUUGUUCUGUCAGAUCAUUCCCCCCUUUCCUCUGGAGUGCCAUCCCCUGUCUCACCAGAGAACAGGACGAGUCAGAAAGGCAUAAGGAAACUCUGGGGAAAGAUACGUCACAGCCAAUCAGGCAAUCCUGCCCAGGGUCAUGACCCCGAGCUGGGAGAGUUCAAGAGAGGGGGUUUCAGAGCUACAGCUGGACCAAGACUGGCCCGUUCAGGGAACACACGAGACCUGAAGUUGCCUUUUUGUAAGUGGAGCAAAGAGCAGGUGUGUGACUGGCUGGAGGAAAUUGGACUCGGUCAGUAUGGCAUCCUCGCUUGCCAUUGGGUCACCAGUGGCGAUACUCUACUGUCUGCCACCCUGCAAGACAUAGAGAAGGAGCUGGCGAUAAAGAAUCGGCUCCACAGGAAAAAACUCCAAUUGGCCAUUAAGACGAUCAGCAGCAAACAGCCUGAGAAGUCUGCAGAGCUCGAUUACAUCUGGGUCACUCGUUGGCUCGAUGACAUCGGACUCCCUCAAUACAAAGACCAGUUUAAUGAAGGAAGAGUUGAUGGGCAGAUGCUGCAGUUCCUCACUGUGAAUGAAUUGUUAUUCCUUAAAGUGACCAGCCAGCUGCAUCACCUCAGCAUCAAGUGUGCCAUUCAUGUUCUCCAUUUCAACAAGUUCAAUUCCAACUGCCUCAAACGCAGGCCCAGCAAUCAGAACCAGUUGGCUCCAAGUGAGGUUAUCCAGUGGUCCAACCAUCGAGUCAUGGAGUGGUUAAGAUCUGUGGACCUGGCAGAGUACGCACCAAACUUGAGGGGCAGUGGCGUGCACGGAGGACUGCUGAUGUUGGAGCCUCGGUUUAACUCAGAAACGCUGGCCAUGUUGCUAAACAUCCCACCUCAGAAAACACUGCUGAGACGCCACCUAACAACCAACUUUAACAACCUUGUGGGCACAGAGGCUCAUCAUGAGAAGAAGGUGUACACUGAGGCAAUGGGGUACACCCCACUCAGCAUCACAGCUAAAGUCAAGCCAAAGAAGUUGGGCUUCACUAACUUGACUCAUCCCAGGAGGAGGCGGCCAGAUGAAUCCAAAGACUACGUGUGUCCAAUAGAGUCGUCCUUGACUCCUUCAGGGCUGUCUGAAGUGAACGGGGUGCAGGUGCGGCCCUAAGCUGGCUUGAGAGUUCUGAGCCCAGUCCUGGACAGAGAGUCAGACUGCCCCAGUGCCCAGGUUAGGAUGGAUGAGAGCAGAGAUGACCAAUCGCCAUGACAACAUUGCAAUACUGUAUCAACGCUCUUUUUAUCGACCAUCAGCCUUCAUUGCUUCUGCUCGGCUUCCUCUGCUUGCCAAUAAUACCUCAGCCUCCUCCUUCCUGAUCCUCUAAACCCCAGCCUGUGCCUUACAAAUGAAGAGAUGCAGGGAUGCCCAGAUAAAUUGCUGCCUCUCAUCAAGGGUAAAAUGAGACAAUUAAACUAUACAAUUCCAGUCAGACCAGCCAACGUCCACCCGAAGCCUGUGCCAUGAUGUAACUCAUCAGCAUCUCUCUAGUCUCCACCCAACUAAUGAGUAAAUAAAAUGAUGUCUUGUAAAGUA
Molecule: messenger RNA, 3568 nt
Organism: Eleginops maclovinus (Patagonian blennie)
Lineage: Eukaryota; Metazoa; Chordata; Actinopteri; Perciformes; Eleginopidae
Gene: ppfibp2b
Product: PPFIA binding protein 2b
Exons: 26
Coding region: 224-3145 (973 amino acids)
Biological process (GO): neuromuscular junction development
Cellular component (GO): presynaptic active zone
Molecular function (GO): protein binding
Source: RefSeq, a predicted model, not a curated record